Messenger RNA from Suillus subalutaceus, 2040 nucleotides. RefSeq names its product CwfJ C-terminus 1-domain-containing protein-like protein. NCBI's taxonomy places the organism in Eukaryota, Fungi, Basidiomycota, Agaricomycetes, Boletales, Suillaceae. Gene Ontology annotation, molecular function: nucleic acid binding; zinc ion binding; RNA lariat debranching enzyme activator activity. Gene Ontology annotation, cellular component: post-mRNA release spliceosomal complex. The transcript has 11 exons. The coding region runs from base 1 to 2040 and encodes 679 amino acids. Gene Ontology annotation, biological process: mRNA splicing, via spliceosome. The record is from RefSeq and is a predicted model, not a curated record.
AUGGAGUCCUCCACUGCACCAACAGCGUCAAGUGCUUCGCCCGUGAAAAUACUCACGGUAGGCUCCGCCGUGGGGUCCAUACGCGACCUUUUUGUAAAAAUUAAAGCCAUCGACGCGAAGCAUGGUAAAUUUGACUGUGUGCUCUGCAUCGGCGACUUCUUCGGUCCCUUGAAAGAGCCGGGGGCUUUGGGGAAUGGAACAGAUGAAACCGAGCAACUUUUGAACGGUGACAUUGAAGUCCCUUUGAAAUGUUACAUUAUGCAAGGAGAGAACCCCCUACCUGAUUCUGUGAUAGAAAAAUACGCCAAGACUGGCGGAGAGCUAUGCAAGGACGUAUUUUUACUGAAUAAAUCAGGGAUUAUGACGACCGCUCAUGGUCUUCGGAUAGCUUGUCUAGGUGGCAUCUACAACCCAGGAAUCUACACCACCGCUGAAGCCCCUCCUGGGUUCGCAUCCCCCUUCUUCUCCACCCACACCGUCGAACGCCUCCUCUCCAACACUCUUGUUAAAUCAUCCUCAAAAUCCCAAUCCAAGAACCAAACCUACAGCUCCCUUACCUCCAUCCUUAAUGCCUCUUCUUCCUCACAGCUUGUCGACAUCCUCAUCACAAACGACUGGCCUGCAUGUAUCACACAGCACUCCUCAGCACCUUUAUCUUCUCCAGAGUUCUCAUCUGAGGGCGCCAUACCUCUGGAUGAGGUAAUUAGGAAGGUCAAACCCAGAUAUCAUUUUGCUGCGUUGGGUGGCCGGCCACCACAGUUUUGGGAGCGGGAGCCCUUCGUGUGGGACGAUGAGGCAGGAAGGGUUUCGAGGUUCGUAAGUCUUGGCGCAUUUGGUGCUGAAGCCAUGGGUGGUAAGAAGCCCAGGUGGUUUUACGCAUUUUCAAUUAUCCCACCUUCCCCGUCAAACCCCGCUCCAUCCCGCCCCACAAACGCCACCAAAAAUCCUUUCACUGAAUUAGCUCCUCGACCCCCAAAACGGACACUCGAAACUUUCGAAUCAGGAGAGAAUUUCAUAUGGGGAAACGUCCCCCAGCCCGGCAAGCGUCCACGAACAAGUGAGUACUCAACCUUAUUUCGUCACUUCAUCACCUCUUGCCCCGAACGCCAGAAACCUCCUGAAGGAUAUGUGUGCCGUAUAUGUAAUACGCCCGGGCAUCUUGUACGUGACUGCCCUACGCGCCAUGCUGUGGGCGACACAGGUGGGCGAAAACCACGCCCGGGGUAUGUGUGCCGCGCGUGUGCUAGCGAGGAGCAUUACAUUGAGGAUUGCCCGGUUGCCAAUGCAGGGCAGCGUGGUGGGGAGAGGAGAGGGAAGAGAGAUCAGGUCAAGGAGAUCGGACCCGACGAAUGCUGGUUCUGCCUAUCCAAUCCCAACCUCGCAAAACAUCUCAUAGUCUCCAUCGGAAGUGAAUGCUACGUGACGCUUCCAAAGGGUCAAAUCAUUCCUACGCAGUCCAACGCCGUCGGAAAUGAUGGUAGUAUUAGUACUGUCCCAGGUGGAGGCCACGUCCUCAUCGUACCUAUUGCGCACCACCCGACGUAUAACACCAUCCCUGCUGACAUUGCACCUCCAAUUCUAGAGGAGACUGAUAAAUACAAAUCUUCUCUCCGUGCUCUCUACGCCGCCCACAACGCGAGCGCCGUAUUCUUCGAAGUCGGACGUCUGAGUACAAAAGGAGGGCAUGCACAUGUACAAGCCGUCCCUGUGCCUACUUCGCUUGUGGGGAAGGUGGAACAAACAUUUAAGUCUCAGGGAAUCGAUUUCAAUGGCACAUUGGAAGAUUGUCAAAGUUCAGCGCUACCAGGCGGGAGGGGUAGGAGUUAUUUCAGAGUGGACCUACCUGAUGGGAGGACGUUGGUCCAUCUGAUUGAGGAACACGCGCCGUUUGGGGUGCAGUUUGGCAGGCAAGUCCUUACCGACAUACUGGGCAUCCCUGAUAGGGUGGACUGGAAGGCGUGUAUGCUUCCCGAGGAAGAGGAUAAAGCAGAUGUCAAGGCAUUCAAGGCCGCGUUCGCGUCUUUUGACCCGUCAAUGUAA